Gavialis gangeticus (Gharial) is the source of this 1801-nucleotide messenger RNA. It is a transcript of the gene TSEN54, whose product is annotated as tRNA splicing endonuclease subunit 54. Bases 25 to 1608 code for a protein of 527 amino acids. Gene Ontology annotation, cellular component: tRNA-intron endonuclease complex. The record is from RefSeq and is a predicted model, not a curated record. Lineage: Eukaryota; Metazoa; Chordata; Crocodylia; Gavialidae. Gene Ontology annotation, biological process: tRNA-type intron splice site recognition and cleavage. The transcript has 11 exons.
GGAGCGGAAGUUCUGCCCGCGCCGAUGGAGGCCGAGCCGCCGCCGCGCGCCAGCCGCCUGCUCAGCCCGGCAGAGUUGCUGGCAGCACGAACCCGUGACCGCAAGGUUCCUCAGCGCUCGCAUGGCCAGAAGGACUUCGUUCCCGACGGCUCAGAAGGGCAGGCAGAGCGGCUGCGCCAAUGCCGGGAGGAGCACUGGCAGCUCCUGGCCGAGGAGCGUGUGGAGCGGCUGGGAAGUUUGGUAAAAGCUGAAUGGAAGCCAAAUGAAGGCCUUGUGGAACUGAAAUCCCCGGCAGGGAAGUUCUGGCACACGAUGGGGUUCACAGAGCAUGGCAAACAGUGCCUGCUACCAGAGGAAGCCCUCUAUCUACUGGAGUGUGGCUCUAUUCAGCUCUUUUACAGAGACCUGCCCUUGUCCAUUCAGGAAGCCUAUGAGACCCUGCUGUCCCAGAGUACUGUGAGCCUGCUGCAGUAUCAGGUGUUCAGCCACUUGAAGAGACUAGGUUACAUUGUGCUGCGAUUCCACCCCAGCGUGGUCCCAUCCUGGUAUGAGAGGCAGCUGAACCUUGACAGUCACUGCAAGAGCUCUGGGAAACACCAUCGCAAGAGGAGGAGAAGCUCUAGCCCUCGGGUACUAGACAAGAAGCAAAAGGCAUCAGGAGACCCUCUGGAAGCUGAAGAGACCCUGGAAAAGGCCAGUGAGGGCCAGAGAGAGCCCAUCCACCAAGCCUCCGAUGGGAGCUGUUUGUCAGGGAAGUCCAAAGAGUCAGAUACUGGCAUUGAAACAGGGGAUUCAGCCCAAGUCCCUGCUGAAACCACACAACACAGUGCGUCUCCCAGCCAGUGCCAGGAUAAGGCUGGAGACUCAAGUGAGACUGCUGAGGAGAGCUAUGAUGGUGCCCUCUCAUCCCGCUGGGACUUCUCCAGAAUCAUCUUCCCCAACAUGGCAUCUGACCAUCCAUGCACCUUCCUGCCCCAGCCUGACAAGAGGCUUCUCCCAGACAAUGUGGCAGUCCAGGAAGUGGAUGCCACCCGUUGGCGUUGGCUGAUCAAUCAGAAGCGUGAGAAGCUGUCGCAGAAAGAGCGGGAGCAGCGGGAAAGGGAAAGCCGGUUCAAAAAUAGCAUCAAUGCAGACAAGGAGGUGAGGCGUUGCUCCAACUGGCAGGAGUACAAGUUGCUCCUGAAGCAGAGGAGGCAGCAGAGGUUGAGGAGACGGCCAUCACACCUGUGGGAUCAGGCAGUCACCCCGCUGGUGAAGCCAGAUGAAGUUGCCUCAUCAGCUGCUGUCCUCCAACAGAUCAGUGUGCUACAGCCCUCCCACAUCCUGGAUGGAGCCUCCCGGCUGCAGGAGGACACCAAGGAUAUGAAGAUAGACUUUGAUGUGUACCAGGCAGAUGCUGUUGCCACCUUUAAGAAGAAUGACCCUGGGAAGCCGUAUGCCAGGAUGUGCGUUCGGAGGUUUGACGAGCAGAUCCCAUCCUUGCGAGCGGUGAAGCAGCUGGCCUACCAGAGCCAGGAUGUCCCUGUGGUCUUUGCCUUGGUGGACAAUGGAGAUGUUACUUUUUACUCGUUCAAGGAAUUCAAGCUCCCAGUUGAUAUUUAUCACUGAAGCUGCAGUCUCUUGGAGAAGUGGCUUUUGGCAAAAGGAGGAACUUUACUCAGGACCUGAUCUCUUGAUUCAUGGCAUGUUAUACCAGUGAACAACGUGGGGCAGGGUGUGGCGAGUGGCGACCGCCCUCAGGUGCCGCCGGCAGCAUCGGCGGUGCUUCUGUCGGGGGUGCACCGCUAAUCUCAGCGGGUGC